Cottoperca gobio is the source of this 1657-nucleotide messenger RNA. RefSeq names its product CD4-2 molecule, tandem duplicate 1 (gene cd4-2.1). The transcript has 9 exons. Bases 277 to 1200 code for a protein of 307 amino acids. NCBI's taxonomy places the organism in Eukaryota, Metazoa, Chordata, Actinopteri, Perciformes, Bovichtidae. The record is from RefSeq and is a predicted model, not a curated record.
ACGCCAGUGUUGUUAAGGUUAUUUGUGAAGAAGAGUUCAUGUAGAAACUGCGGUUUACAGAAUCCCAGGCCUAGUUUGCAAGACAGCGCAGGCACGACGAGCCAGCCCACAAAGCUCUGGGGUUUGCGUUGGCCUACAACUUUCCAAAUUGCACAUUUCUCUUCAGAUGUCUUCCGCUUUCUACAGGUUUUCUUUACAGCCUUGUGCUCUUAUUUUCGUUGACGUGAAGCACAAAAGACGCGGCGCUGCUUCAAAUUGAAGAUCCAACAUUCAAACAUGAAGACGAUCGUGUGCUUCGGCUUCGUGCUGUGUGCACUCUCUGCUGCAGGCAGCGUGAUCCUCACCAGACCCGGGCAGAAGGUCACGCUGGAGUGUGGACCCGACACCUUCAACCAACGGCUGGUGUGGCAUCACGGGAGUGACCUGAUCUUUAACACCCCUAAGAGCGGCUUCACUCGCAGAGGCUCAACUGACAUUGUGCUGAGGUCAAAGGUGAAGCAGGAAAUUAAUCUGGAGAUCUCAAAGGUGAAGGAAGAAGAUGCCGGAAAGUUCAUUUGCAUGGCAGAUGGAAAAAGUCACGAACACACACUUGUUGUGGUCUCAGUGUCGGCCAGCCCGUCUGGUGAGCUCCAGCUGGGCAGUCAGGUUUCGCUCCGGUGUCAGAUCAAAGGUGUGGACUCUACGGUGCAGUGGAGGAGUCCGGAUGGAAGUCUGCACCCAAAGACGGCUCACCUCACAUCUGUAUCCCGCUCUCAUGCGGGGACCUGGAACUGUACGUUCUCUCAUGGCGGGGAGACGCACAGUCAGAGCCUUGACAUCAACGUUGAAGAACCUGAAACAGCUGCAUCAGCCCCGUCCCAAAGCCCAGAGGACGCCCAUAAGCCAACCUCCCUCCACUCUCAACCGGGCGUCAUUCAACCUCCAUCCGACGCCGUUCUGCUGCUGGGGCUGGUCUGGUGGGUGUGGGUCGCAGUGGGAGUGGGCUGCCUGGUUGUGCUGCUCCUGAUGGUUUUUGUCAUUGUCUUGUGCAAGAGGAUCAAAAGAAGGAAGAGAAAAAUUCACAUGCUGAAGAAUGGCCGACUGCCACUGAAGCCCAAGAAGUACUGCCAGUGUGACCGCCCAGCAGCUGCAGCAAAACCGCAGCAAGGACGCCGGAGAGAGAAGCCAUCAGCUCCCCCUCUGCAGCCCCUGCUAAUGUAGUGACAUGAAAGAGAGAUGGGAGAAAGGGAAGAAAGCGAGUGAGAGAAAGGAGAAGAAUAGAUGGAGAUAAAGAGCGAGUGAAAGAGAACCCCAGUGUGAAUGCAAAUGGACUUCUGAAUGCUGGAGAUGAAAAUAAAAAUCAAAUGUAAUGAAGUGGGCACUUUUCCACCAGAUAUACCCGGUGAACUGAAUGCAAAUAUGCUCCUCCACUGCCAGAGAGAACAGCAACAGUCUGUACUUGUGUUUUAGAUUUAUGCAGCACAAUAACGUGUUAAAUAUUUACAGCGUUGUACACUUCCAAUCAUUAUACAUUUCAUUCAGCUGAUUAUGAUAAGUCUUCUUUAGCUUUUCUGUGUUUACUGUAUUUAUACUUUGUCUUUAUUUCUGUGUGUUGUACUGAAGCUUUAUGUGUUUUUGUUCCACAGACAAUAAACUAUAAGGAUACCCAGCUGCAAAA